Phytophthora nicotianae INRA-310 is the source of this 444-nucleotide messenger RNA. RefSeq lists its product as hypothetical. The transcript has a single exon. The coding region runs from base 1 to 444 and encodes 147 amino acids. The record is from RefSeq and is a predicted model, not a curated record. Lineage: Eukaryota; Oomycota; Peronosporomycetes; Peronosporales; Peronosporaceae.
AUGGCUAUGUCUAGCGUCACUCCCGGUGCUCUUGCCUUUGUGGGACCGCCCCACCUACCAUCCCUGGAAGGCUUUUCCUACCUCUCUAUUGUUCGGGUCCAAGGCAAUUCAGCUAUCGUGAGGAAGACCGGGCCGGACACGAGUGACGACGGACCAGAAUUCGACGUCAAACUGGCCGUGCUGCGCCAUCGCAUCGUCGAAUCCGUGGAGGCAGAAUUGUGGCCAGGAUCCUACGUAGGCCACCCCAUCGCGUUUGUCCAGUCGGCCGGAGAUAGCAGCGACCAAUGGGCCUACGGACUCGUUACAGGAUAUUCGAUGCAAGACCAUACUGCGCAGCUCCACGUCCGCCAUGAGGCACAAACAUUAUGCGUGCAGCUUCAUAGUACGUCGACGGUAAUUGCAGUCGACCGCCUCAAUUACGCUCAUCAAACGGGGGUUCGGUGA